Molecule: messenger RNA, 239 nt
Organism: Racocetra persica
Lineage: Eukaryota; Fungi; Glomeromycota; Glomeromycetes; Diversisporales; Gigasporaceae
Source: the annotation of a GenBank genome assembly
AUAUAACGACUCAAAGGAAAAAUGGCAAUAAAAUCAAACUUGUCAUUUUGCGUGGUUUUCGUGAACAUGUUGCUCGUACAGUUAAAUCUCAUAUUGAAAAUAUAAUUACUGGAAUCAUUGAAAAUAUAAUUACUGGAAUUAUCGAGAAUCGAAGACAAGAGGAGUUACAGUUUACCGAAGGAAAUGGUGAUAAAAUUUCGUUAAUAAUCUGUAAACAUUUGGAGUUUAAUGAAGCAAAG